CGCAGGCGAAAAACCGCUGACAAGAAACAAAACCCUAGCAAGUGCACAGGUAAAGCGAGAAAAUGUCAUCCGACCAUCGUACCUGCCCGAUGAAUGGCCACCAGCACAAUGACCUGGCUCAUACAAACGGGAGCACAUCGGAAGCACGAGAGGAAUUUUUGGCCAGCUUCAAGCGUCCGGAUCUACCAUCGCGCUGUACCUGGACGGCCGAUACUAAGGAGCCGAGCCCACAUCAUCAUAAUGAGCUUACUCCUCGCCCAAAACACUUGCAAACGAUUCUUCAAGCCGUCGGUAACACGCCACUGGUCAAACUGAACAAAAUCCCCCAAGCCGCCGGCUUGAAAUGCAAUCUCUAUGCCAAAUGCGAAUUUCUUAGCCCGGGUGGCUCGGUGAAGGAUCGCAUCGGGCUGCGUAUGAUCGAGGAAGCUGAGCGGAAGGGUCUGCUGAAGCCAGGUUGUACCAUCAUCGAACCGACUUCCGGAAACACCGGCAUUGGGCUGGCCAUGGGCGCUGCCGUCAAGGGCUAUAAAUGUCUGAUCGUCAUGCCGGAGAAGAUGUCAAACGAAAAGGUCGACACGUUGAAGGCUCUCGGUGCCCAAGUGAUUCGCACGCCAACCGAGGCGGCAUUCGAUUCACCGGAAGGACUGAUAGCUGUCGCACAACGUCUACAGCGGGAGAUUCCCGACUCAGUCGUGUUGAAUCAAUACACCAAUGCAGGCAAUCCAUUGGCUCACUACGAUGGAACGGGAGCGGAGAUUUUAGAUCAGUUAGACGGUAACGUAGACAUGGUGGUUGUCGGUGCAGGAACCGGCGGAACCGUCGCUGGCAUCGGUAGAAAAAUCAAGGAAGUUAAACCUAAUUGCGUAAUCGUUGGGGCCGAUCCGGAAGGAUCGAUUUUGGCAUUGCCAGACGCAAUGAAUAAGUCGGAUGUAUCCUUUUAUGAAGUUGAAGGUGUAGGAUACGAUUUUAUUCCGACGGUACUGGACCGGAGUGUGGUGGAUCGCUGGGUUAAAUUCAACGACAAAGCCGCUCUGCCGAUGGCACGUCGUCUGAUAGCGGAAGAAGGCUUCCUCUGUGGAGGAAGCAGUGGUGGAAAUGUGGCAGUUGCUUUGGAGGCUGCCAAAGACCUCGUGGAAGGACAAAACUGCGUCGUUAUUCUACCGGACAACAUUCGCAACUACCUAACCAAAUUCGUUUCGGACAACUGGAUGGAGGCUCGCAAUUUUAAACCUUCCACCAAUGUUCACAAUCAUACGUGGUGGAAUAACCCCAUAACGAACUUGAACCUUGCAACACCACUGACGAUCAGUCCGUCGGAAACGAUUCGAAAGGCAAUCGACAUCAUGAAGACCAACAACGUAAACCAGCUGCCAGUGAUCGAAUGGGACUGCACGAUCAAGGGAACUGUCUAUCUGCCGAAUGUGAUGAGCAAACUGCUUAACCGAUUGGUCACACCGGAAGAUCCCGUAUCUCGAGCGAUAUUUAAGUUGUUCGUCAAGAUCGACCAAACGGACUGCGUCGGGCAUGCCUCGCGUAUCUUGGAGAAAGACCCAUUCGUACUGAUUGUGCGCAACGAGAAACAACAAUCAGACUCGGAGAAACCUAAGCCCGUAGAAACACUCGUAGGAAUCGUAACGCAACGUGACAUGCUGAACUACGUUGUUGACGCGGAAAACCUGACCAACGGAGCCUUGUCAGGAAGAACCAGAGUGUCGAACAGAAUGGGACUUGAACAUCGUCAGUGCCCCAUGAAUGGACAUGGACAUUCAGAUGAUAAAACCAAUUCGGCUCAAGAUUUUAACGCAUACUUCGUGCGUCCUGAUUUGCAAUCCCGAUGUACCUGGAAGCUGGGAACACAAGAAGCUAAUCCCCAUCCGAAUUUGGCACCCAUCCACAACCCAAAAGCGAUCAAUAACAUUUUGGAGGCAAUUGGAAAUACUCCUUUGGUCAAACUUAACAAAAUCCCCCAGCAAUUCGGAGUAAAAUGUAACGUUUAUGCGAAAUGCGAAUUCCUCAAUCCGGCCGGUUCGGUCAAGGAUCGCAUCGGCUUGCGUAUGAUCGAAGAAGCCGAAAAGCGAGGCAUACUAAAGCCAGGCUAUACCAUCGUCGAGCCGACUUCCGGCAACACCGGUAUCGGUUUGGCGCUUUCCGCUGCCAUCAAGGGCUACCGCUGCGUGAUCGUUAUGCCGGAAAAGAUGUCCAACGAAAAAGUGGACACGCUGCAGGCUCUCGGUGCCGAAGUUAUCCGUACACCGAACGAGGCCGCAUUCGAUUCACCGGACGGACUGAUCGCAGUCGCACAGCGAUUACAGCGAGAAAGACCAAAAGCAGUCAUCCUAAACCAAUACACCAACUCGUGCAAUCCAUUGGCGCAUUACGAUGGAACCGGGACGGAAAUCCUAGAACAACUGAAUAAUAAGGUCGACAUGGUAGUAAUGGGAGCGGGAACUGGAGGAACCGCCACCGGCUUGGGUAGAAAACUAAAGGAAACCAACCCCAACUGUAAAGUGAUUUGCUCUGAUCCGUUGGGAUCGAUUCUUGCUCAACCGGCACAACUGAAUGAAACGGAUUGCAAAUUUUGGGAGGUCGAAGGUGUCGGAUACGAUUUUGUGCCAACGGUACUGGACCGGUCGGUUGUAGAUAAAUGGAUUAAAUACAACGACAAAGAUGCUUUGAAUAUGGCCCGGAAAUUAAUCGCAGAGGAAGGUCUUCUCUGCGGGGGCAGUGCUGGUGCAAACACAUACGUUGCUCUAAUGGCUGCAAAGGAACUAAACGAAGACCAAAACUGCGUAGUGAUCCUACCGGAUAACAUCCGCAACCAUCUGACUAAAUUCGUGUCGGAUAAUUGGAUGGAAGCUCGUAAUUUCAAGGAGAGCGUUAACGUACACAACCACAAAUGGUGGGACCUGCCGAUUGGAACUACCUUAAAACUGGUUAAUCCGGUGACCAUUACCCCAGAAGUUUCGAUCAAAGAAGCUAUCGGAAUAAUGAACAGCCACCGCUUCAACCAGCUGCCGGUAAUCCAAUUCGACGGAACGGUCAGGGGAGUGGUACACUUGCCCAAUCUGGUUGCGAAGAUGGUAAACUGUAUGGUGAAACCAACGGAUCCGGCUUCGCGUGCUAUUUUUAAACAAUUCGUCAAAGUAAACCGCGAGUGUACCGUCGGAAAGGUUGCUCGAAUUCUGGAGAAGGAUCCGUUCGUGUUGGUAACGGAAGAGGAAAAAAUUCAAACCGAAAACGAAACAUUAGUGAAAAGAGAAAAAGUGGUUGGAAUCUUGACUCAACGGGAUAUUUUGGACUUCCUUGCGAAAUGA
This is a messenger RNA of Sabethes cyaneus, 3314 nucleotides long. RefSeq lists its product as uncharacterized. The record is from RefSeq and is a predicted model, not a curated record. The coding region runs from base 63 to 3314 and encodes 1083 amino acids. The transcript is spliced from 10 exons. Gene Ontology annotation, molecular function: cystathionine beta-synthase activity; cysteine synthase activity. Lineage: Eukaryota; Metazoa; Arthropoda; Insecta; Diptera; Culicidae. Gene Ontology annotation, cellular component: cytoplasm.